GCCUGAGACCGCUUGAAACCGCAUCCUCCUCUUCCUCACGGCCAACAACAUAUAGACAGCACUGCAAGUGAUUCAGUGGUUUAUUUUCAAUACUCAAGCUUCUCUGGCCCCCUUGGCGCAACGAGCGACCGACCGACCAGACCGACUGAACCGCUCAAGACGUAUUAACCCCCCCCAAGUCGACGCCCACCCUCGAUUAUAACCCCCUACAACAGGCUCAACAUGUCCCACCGGUAUAAGCACACACCUCUCUUCGGCGGCGCGAUCGAGAGUGACCUACCGGCCAACUUUGCGGAUGUGAGCAAGCUGCGCCAGGUGCCCGAUAACCAGGAGGUCUUCAUCGACAAGGACGGCUUCACAAGCAUCAUCUUCGACAUCACGGAGCGGGUGGGCAGGCCCGGAAGCUCCGACGAGAUUGAUGGCGCCGCUCUGACCACGCACCUGGAGGAGUUGGUCGGGUCGGACGUCGACACGGUCAAAGUGUGGAACUCCACUGAGACAGUGUUCAGCAAGCUCGACAACAAAAUCCCGUCCUACACCCUCAUCGCGACGCAGACACCGAAGCCCGACCCGUCGGCGGCUUCCGGCGCCGCGCCCGACUUCACGGCCAUCAUCCUGACCCUAGUGCGCCUCGAGAAGGAGUCCACCGACAUCUUGAUCACCAUCAACGUCCCGCACAUCAAGGGCGAGUACGACGAGGAGGAUGUGGACCUGGAGCUGGGGAAACAGGGCAAGCUCAUAGGCGACGCCGUCGAGUACGCUGCGGAGAUCUGGAAGACCUUCAAGGUGAAGGACUGGGGUCUAUUUAGCGAGAUCUAAGAGGUAGAUGAUCGUGGGAGAGGGGAGGGAAGAGAGAGAGGCGCGGGAAUAAUAAGGCAAGGAAGCCAGUGAUGAAUGAUGAUACCCCCUACCCUAGCUACGUUGGCUAUAUAUGUAUAUGCCGGGUGGGUUCUGAUAGUGAAGAAUAUCAUGGACGUGUGAAACAUUAGGCAACG
This is a messenger RNA of Cryphonectria parasitica EP155, 995 nucleotides long. Its product is annotated as Mog1p/PsbP-like protein. NCBI's taxonomy places the organism in Eukaryota, Fungi, Ascomycota, Sordariomycetes, Diaporthales, Cryphonectriaceae. Gene Ontology annotation, cellular component: nucleus. The transcript has 2 exons. Gene Ontology annotation, biological process: protein import into nucleus. Bases 223 to 819 code for a protein of 198 amino acids. Gene Ontology annotation, molecular function: small GTPase binding; guanyl-nucleotide exchange factor activity. The record is from RefSeq and is a predicted model, not a curated record.